AUCGGAAGCUAAGUAAAUUUAAAACUAUACAUUAUACAUGUAUAUAACAGUAAUGGAUAUAUUAAAGCUAUCUAAUGUAAUAAUAUUUAUUGGAUAUUUAUUGUGUAUCACUCUAUCCACUGAAGAAUCUGUUGAUGAAAUCGACCAACAUAUUUAUUUAAAAGUUCCACAUGGUGUAGCAGUACAAUAUCAAUAUCCUAUGAGAGCUGGUUAUUCACCGGGUACAUUAGGAAGUGAACAUAGUGCUAUCAUAAUACCACCAGAAAGUAGUAGAAAGAGUCAGUUAACAUUUUUAUAUCAUGAAUCAAUUGAUGAAUACAAGAAAUUAAGAAAUUAUGAUGAGAAUAGAAUAAAAGAUUUCCAUUACAAAUAUUAUGAUAGUUUGAUUAAAAUACAUAAAUUAAAAUUGAAAGCAGAUGAAAAAAACAAAAAGUUCUAUAACUAUUUAAUAUUGGAACUAUCAAAUGCAAGAUUACAAUAUAUGAUGUAUUAUUGUACAGCACGAUUGGAAUUUACUAAACGUUUGGAUAACACUAAUGUUAGUUAUAACAUCAUUCAGAUAGCUAAUUCUGCUGAUAAUAAUAUUAGUAAUAACCAUUCCACUAAAAGGAAAGAUCCUUUAAUCAGUCAAUAUGAUAUACAUCAAUUUUGUCCUAAAGCCUGUGCACAUCGUGAAGGUUUGGGAUUUAAUGAGAAACACAGAGCUGAAUUAGAUCGUUAUAGUAGUUUGUGUAAUUCACCUUCAAACCUAAUGACAACUUUAUCACAACGAUGUAUUGAACAAGAUUAUCUUGGAUUAGUACAUCUUCAAAGCUUUAAAUGUGAAUGUCCAAAAGAUUUCAUAUGGAAAGAACAAUUAAAAGCAUGCUAUUUACCUUAUGGAUGGCGUCAAAGAGCUGAAAAAGUAAAUAAUUUAAUCAGUAUCAAAAGAAAUGAUCUUUUUAAAUAUACUAUAGAGAAUAAAUGUUCACGUAUUGGAACAAAAUUUAUCCUUCCAAUAGAAGUUAACAUUAAAAAUUCAAGUCAAUCAAAUCGCAAUAUUUUAUAUCAUACUGAAAGAUGUAUAUGCAAAGAUGAAUAUUUUGGAACAUAUUGUGAUCAACAAAAGGAUCCAUGUAAAAUGCCAGUUGGAAAUGUGAUUAUGGGGGAUAUCGCUUGUAGAGUUGCGGAUGGAAAUAAGUGUAUACCCAGUAAAGAAUUCGGUACUUACACUUGUCAGUGCAUAAGAGGUUAUAAAAAAUUGGUAAACACAACUUUACUACCAAGGGAACGUGCAUCAGACAAUUGUUUAAUUCGUGUUGAUCCUUGCAUACUGGAACCAUGUAAACAUGGUAUUUGUGUAAUGAGUGACCAUGGUUCAGUUGAGGAAGAAAAAGCCAAGCUCAAAGGUAUUUCCUUUACUUGGUUUGAAAAUAAACCACGCUUAAUAGCACGUUGCAUUUGUGAUGAUGGAUGGAGGGGUGAACGAUGCAGUCUUCCUGUAUCAAAAAAUAUUUGGUCAUUAUGGUCACCAUGGUCAUUCUGUGUACCAUCAUGUCAGUCAUCAUUUACUCAAGUGCCUCCAAAUCAUUUUCCAGAGAAGUGGGAAUAUGGAGUAGGCACCAGAAGAUGGGGAAUGAGACAGCGCAGUCGAUACAGAGAUUGUUUAAGUAAGGCAUCUGACUGCGAUGAAGAAAUACAUCGAACUGCUGGUUAUCGUAGGUUUGUGAACAGAAAUGAAGUUAUUUGGCGACAGUAUGAGCACCGAGGUUGUAGACCAAGACCGUGUGAUCGCCAUCUUUAUUUGGCCUCAGGACUUCAAGCUACACAAAAAUCACGUCUUUCAUCGAAAGCAGAAGAAAUUUUCUACCAAUCACAUACUGUUUUAAUCUGGACAAUGCUAACGUUCACAUUUGUAUUCGCUAUAUUUGCGUUCAUAGCUACACUUGUAAUUAAAAUGUUUAGCGAACGUAUAUACCGUGUUAAUGCAUAGUUUUCCACAAAUUAUGUACAUUAUUAUACACGAUUUGUUGGUAUUAAAGUUCAGUAAUAAAGCCUUCAUUCAG
Heterobilharzia americana is the source of this 2045-nucleotide messenger RNA. The record is from the annotation of a GenBank genome assembly. NCBI's taxonomy places the organism in Eukaryota, Metazoa, Platyhelminthes, Trematoda, Strigeidida, Schistosomatidae.